Molecule: messenger RNA, 606 nt
Organism: Perkinsus marinus ATCC 50983
Lineage: Eukaryota; Perkinsozoa; Perkinsida; Perkinsidae
Exons: 3
Coding region: 1-606 (201 amino acids)
Source: RefSeq, a predicted model, not a curated record
AUGCUUAUCAAGCCAGUCAUACGCUCCAUCGACACUGCCGAAGUUCGAGCCUCCUCAGAGGGCGAAGACUCCCCUUCCCUUAACGAGGGCCUCGCAAGUACUGGCAUAGUAUUUCAUCGUCACCAGCUCAAACGGAUGGCGGCGGUGCCAAGUCCUGGAGCACUCAAGGACAUCACUAACACUGGGUCUGCCGAAAAUGAAGAUUGUGACAAUCAUGAAGAAACUCUGCGGGUCCUUCGCCCUGAGCCGAAGAAAAUCGUCGGAGAGAAUUCCCCCGAUUCGAUGCAGAGCAACUCGAGAAUUUACGAAGAGUCUGAAUCUAAAGACUACAGCGCUUUCCAACAGUACCUUGAUAUCGGGCGGAGGUCUACUACUACUAGCGGUCCUACUGGGGAAGAGGGACUGUUCAUGUUCGAGGGGCAGAGCUGCUAUGAAGAAGUCGUCAUUUGCACUAUCCCGUUUGGUGUUGUUGUGGGAGCUCCUCGAUCAUCAGCAUCGUUAUUAUCAACAUUUUAUAUCGUUAAAUUCAGUGGGGAAGUGGCCGCGCCGGGGUUCAUCGAGUUCGGUCAGGCGGGAAUACUCUCUACUGUCAAGCUGGCCGAGUGA